AUGUCUAUCCUUUAUCCAAAGCAAGUCAGAAAGCGUCGAAGCGUUUUCGGCCUCUGGAUUCCGACCAAAAUUGUCACAGUAACCAACAAAUGCGAUCCCUCUCCACCUGAUUCUGCGAUCUCCGACAGUCCUGCAUCCGAACCGAUCAUCAACCACAGAGUAAGGAAAGACCGAUUCAAGGUUCGCUUAACUCGUAGCGGCUCGAAGCUGCUUCUGUUCCUUGGUCUCGGGAGUUCUUCCAACAUUGAUCAGGUGAACCCUAUAUAUAUGGCGGACGACAUUCAGCGGAGCGAACCACUUGUCACAGUUCCUUCGGUUACUGUCGAGACCCAGAGCUGCAAAGCACAAAUCAAUCUGCAGGAAGAAAACGGGAAUAUUGGACCGAAAGAAAUUGACCAGCCCGUUGAAGAGGACAAUCCCCGGCCUUUCCAGAAAGAUGAUGCACAAGAUGCGUGUGUCGCCGUUAGCCUUGACCCACAGACAUUUGGCCCAACGCUUGUCAACCGUCUCUCGCAACGAAUUUCCAUGACCUUUGGUAAUCCAACCGUGAUUCGUCGGGCUCACUUGCGCUCUAGGCCAAGUAUCUAUUUCGCUGAUCCUCCAACUGAAACUAGACAGGGGGAUGGGAUUAAUGAUAGCUCUGAGCCUUCUAGCCCGAGUAGUCAUGGAUCUCCGCAAGAGCGCUCCACUCAAGCAACACCAGUCACUUCAAUUGAAUCCAACAAUUCAGGAGACAAAGACAAAGAUUCAACGGCAGCAUGCCAGGUUGAAUCGGAGCACAUAUCGGAGACACCUGUAUCUCCAAGCACAGCCAGCAGUAAUUCCCCUAUGAUUACACCGUCUAUCGUAACUGUCGAAGCAGCAGCUGUGGCUAAGGUAUACCUUGAGCUAUACUUCGAUUCGAUUUUCCAGAGUGUUAAUCCUCGAGUUCAGCGUCAGCAUGAACUUGAGCAACACAUCUAUGCCUUUCAACUCGCCCCCGCGGAGCAGGCGGCAGUCAGAUCCAAUUGGGUAUUGCAAGAAAAUGAACAUUUGCGCCACUGUCGGGCCUUGAAGACUAGCAUGCGAUCUCGAAAGCCGAAAAAUGCAGUUUCAAACGCCGGAUACGAGGUCAUCAAGAUUCUAGGCAAGGGAAGCUUUGGCGUAGUGCGUUUGGUCCGUGAAAAGGACACUGAGAAGAGACCCUCUCAAGAAGAGCUCGCUUCAACUCAUGAGGGGAGCUUCACGAGUGCGAAGUUCGCCACGUUUGGCAUGCUACGCUCGGCCGUUGAUGGAACCAAGAGCAACAGACGAAGAUUCAUGACUGCGGAAAAAAAAGAGGUCUACGCCAUGAAAGUCAUCAAGAAGUCAGACAUGAUUCGCAACUCACAGGAAGGACACAUAAGAGCCGAAAGAGAUUUUCUGGUCGCUUCCGAAAGCUCUCGCUGGGUUGUGCCAUUGAUCACCAGUUUCCAAGAUGAUAAAUUCCUAUAUCUUGUCAUGGAUUAUAUGGUUGGCGGCGACUUUCUCGGGCUCCUGAUCCGAAAGGAUAUUCUUCGAGAAGACUGGACGCGCUUCUAUAUUGCCGAAAUGAUUUUGUGUAUCGAGGAGGCUCAUAGGCUUCAUUGGAUACAUCGUGACGUGAAGCCGGACAAUUUCCUUAUAUCCGCGUCGGGCCACCUGAAGAUUUCAGACUUCGGCUUAGCUUUCAAUGGCCACUGGUCUCAUGACCAGAUAUACUACAACACGCACCGGAACACUCUCCUGGAAAGGCUAGGGAUCAAUGUCCAGGGAGAUGUGGAGGACCAGAAAGCUGCAGGUGAAGCAGAUCCUGAAGGUGCCACAGCCUUCAAUGUUGGGUCAAACGGACUCCUUGACUACUCGAGAGCUCAAGUUCCAUCGACAGAUCUUUUGGAUUGGCGCAACAACAAAGAGCGACGGCGCUUUGCCAAGAGUGUCGUUGGCACUAGCCAGUAUAUGGCGCCCGAAGUCAUUCGCGGCGAGAUGUAUGAUGGACGCUGCGACUGGUGGAGCUUGGGUAUUAUUCUGUACGAGCAACAUUCACGGACUCUUCAAUUCCCCCGAGAAAAGCCAUCAGACAAGCUGGUAUCCAAGGAGGCUAUUGACCUUAUCCACCGAAUUCUUCAAGAGCGUGAGAUCCGGCUUUCUUGUGAUAAGUACCAGGCUAACGAUGUCUUGAUCGGACGCCCGGUCUCUGCACACUUUCUAUACUCCAUGGACCCACGAUACAGGCACAUCACAAGCUACUUCGUAUAUCCAAAUGAUGCCGUUGACAUCAAAGCCCAUCCCUUCUUCAGAGGCAUCCGAUGGAAUGAGCUGCACCUUAGUUCACCGCCUCUGGUACCACGAGUCCGAAACUGGGAAGACACUCGUUAUUUCGAUGACUGGAAGUCCACUGGCCGCUGGGACGAGGUGUCCGCUGGAAGUGAAUCAGAUAAUGCGGAGGAAGAGGCCGGCGAUGAUGCCGGUAGCCCGAAUAUUACGCCUGAAUCACCCGAAGCAUACGCAGACGCCGAUCAAAUCAGCCCGUUGGAACCCGUGGCCCCCAAAGCUGAUGCACAGAAAGCACAAGAUGCAGAGAAGAAGGAUCAAAAGCGCGCCCGUGAUAAAAUACUCCGUGACAAGAAGGUUGGCCGUGCUGCACUUGAGAUCCGGAAGCAUGGUGCCUUUCUAGGUUACACUUAUCGCCGUCCGAAGGGGCCUGCUCUGGCACUUGGCACAGAGCGAGGACGACAGCCUUUUGGCCGGGGUCAUUUGAUCGACAUGUAUUCGCCCUAA
Molecule: messenger RNA, 2778 nt
Organism: Penicillium chermesinum
Lineage: Eukaryota; Fungi; Ascomycota; Eurotiomycetes; Eurotiales; Aspergillaceae
Exons: 3
Coding region: 1-2778 (925 amino acids)
Biological process (GO): peptidyl-serine phosphorylation; intracellular signal transduction
Molecular function (GO): ATP binding; protein serine/threonine kinase activity
Source: RefSeq, a predicted model, not a curated record